Molecule: messenger RNA, 1699 nt
Organism: Cryptococcus amylolentus CBS 6039
Lineage: Eukaryota; Fungi; Basidiomycota; Tremellomycetes; Tremellales; Cryptococcaceae
Exons: 12
Coding region: 447-1661 (404 amino acids)
Source: RefSeq, a predicted model, not a curated record
GUUUGGUUUCGCCUUCCCCUCGAGAACUCACAUCGCCGCUCAGGGUCAUAUCGGGGGAUACACGACCCAUGCCGAGCCUGCAUCAAGAUUUCGAAACACCAUGCUGCAGAUUGGCUGAGUACACCUGCCGAGCGGCGUCCAAUGUCCGACUGACCUGAUUCCUGCUCUAUGCUCUCGUGCUCAACAAGCGCUGAGCGUCUUCAUACUGUACGCGCGCGAGUUGAAAGGAUGCUGGUAAUGCUGGGCAGACUGUGUGCUCCCGUGGAUGCUGUGUCCACAUUCUGUUUCCUCGUCCUUAUCACACCCAAGGGCAGUCCUGUGGGAUGCAUCGUUGACUCAACAUUCACCUUCAGUCUUCCGACCCCUUUACGGACUCGCUGAUAUAUGAAGGAUAUCUCAAAGUCAAUCAUCGCCUUGAACAAUCAUUCUUCAAGAAGACUGUCGAGAUGCGCGCAACUUAUCAUGACCCAACACCUCUCAACCUCACCCCUUCCCUUUCCCAUACCCUUCCUCCCACGCCUCCCACUCGCAUAUAUUCGUCAACUCCUCAAGUAUCCGAAUCGGGACAGGCGAGUAUACCGGCGGAAUAUGAGAGGUGGUUCAAGACGUGGCGGGGACGGACGAUCAAGAAGGUCGUUGGCGGAGGGGGAUGGUGUUGUGAUGAGCUCGAGCUGGAGAGACAAGAGUCAGAGUAUCACGUUUUGCGUAUCGCUCAAGGAUUACCAUUCCCCGCCGCCGUGUUCAAAGCUCUCAAUCUGCCGUCCAGCUAUGGUCAGCCUCGUGUAUUGGAAGUGGGUACCGGAACUGGAAUGCGAGUCACUCCAUGGGCGAUUAACAUGGCCGAUAUGUUUCCUCAUGCGGAAGUCAUUGGACUCGAUACAGCCCCGAUCCAAAGCGACUAUGCUCCCAAGAACUGCGAGUACGUCAUCCCUUCCCCCUUCCCCCUGCCUCCUCUCCCCUUCCCUUCCCUUCCCUUCCCUUCCCUUCCCUUCCCAUCGUUCAGCACACUCACUGACACCCCACCAGCUUCGACAUCACCUCAUCCCCCACCCGCCAUAUUCACCCUCAUCCACCUCCCCUCGCCCGCCUCCCAGCCGGGCCAUCCGUGGUUGAAGACGGUAGGGGAUCUGAAUGUGUUUUAUGGGAUGUUGAGGCCCGGGGGGUGGGUUGGGGUUGGGGAUUGGUUGGGGAGGCCUUUUGUAAGGCGUGAUUCUCCUCCUUUCGAGCCGGCCGGGAUAAGGCGGGGUAACGAUGAAAAGGAGGUGGAGGAAGAGGAAGAGGCAGAGGAAGAGGCAGAGGAAGAGGUGCCGGUGGGCACGCGAGCGUGGUACGACGCGUACGACAAGAGCUUGAGAGUGAUGAUGGGACAUUCCUUCGACAUGGAUCGGCUGGAAGCAAAGCUUUUGAGUACAGAGUAUGUUAGGCGGGAGGUUGUUGUUCCUAUUGGGGCUCAUGGAGGAAAGCAAGGGAGUGUGGGCCGGUUACAUCUCGUCAAUAUGCGUGCUUUUGUAGAGUCGGCGAAAUUUGUGUUGGCGGAGUAUGGGAGGUAUAGUGAUGCCGAAAUCGAGGUUUUGAGUGAUGCGUAUCUGAGGGAUAUGGAGGUGAACAGGAUGUUUAUGCGGUAUAGGAGUUUGUGGAUUAUGAAGCGGUCUUUUCAGUGAUGCAUAUUGUCUUACGUUGCUAGCGCACGUAUACGCUG